AUAUAGAGCUAGCAACCCCCAUGUAGUCUAAUUAAAAUCCAUUUCUAUAUCUAUAUAUAUAUAUAUAUGUAUAUAUAUAUAUACACACACACAUAGAAAUAGACAUAGACGACAGUAUUUUUAUGUUGUUUAAAUUCUGUCGUAUGGAUGGCUGAUCCUCCUCCUCCUCCUCCUCGGAAAUUGCCUGAAAGCGACCAGUCGUUCGACGUCCCAAAUACAUCAGACGACGUCGCUCCGCAUGAAAACCAGCCAUCACCCAGGCCACGCAUCCAUUCACCGCGAGCCGGUUCUUCUUCGGGUUCGGUUCGUCGGCACCCGGUUUACCGGGGCAUUCGGUUCCGGAGCGGAAAAUGGGUUUCCGAAAUCCGAGAGCCACGUAAAUCCACGCGCAUUUGGUUGGGUACGUACCCGAUCCCUGAUAUGGCCGCUGCUGCUUAUGACUUGGCGGCUUUGGCUCUGAAAGGUCCUGAUACGGCGUUGAAUUUCCCAAACUGUAUUUUGUCGUAUCCUAUACCUGCUUCCACGUCAGCUGGCGAUAUACGCGCUGCGGCUGCAAGAGCCGCCGAAUCUAAGCUGCCGACGAAGCCACAAGAAGCCGGAGGGGAAAGCUCGAAGCCGCCGAGUGAGAAAGAGGAAAGUAGUGGUGGCAGUUCGAUGGUUAAGAGCGGCGAGGAAUUCAUCGAUGAGGAAGAGCUUUUGAAUAUGCCGAAUCUGCUGGUGGACAUGGCGGAGGGAAUGCUGGUGAGCCCGCCGAGGAUCAAAUCUCAGUCGUCGGAUGAGUCGCCGACUAAUUCAGAUGGAGAAAGUCUGUGGAGCUAUACUUAACUACGGUAUUGCCCAUUGUAAGUAAGUUCAUCAUCAAUUUAUCAUCCAAAAAUUGAAAAGCCGUACUCCCAUCCUUCAUGAUAAAAUCAUAAAAAACCAUGAUUCUGGUCCACGUAGAAACAAAUGUACGGAUGGUCAGUGAUUGGUUGUGUGGGAUUUUUCCCUUAAUUGAUGAAACUUUGAUUUAGGUUUUGGGUUUAGGGUUUAAUUCGCUCUCCUUUGGCAUGAUUUUCUUUCUGGCUUUUUACUAAUCUUAAAAUUUUUCCAGAGGCAUGUUGGAGUUUGAUUACAUGUGUGAGGGAGAUUCUAAUGCUGUGAUAUGUCUCAGCAGUAGUAGUUUAGUUUUUUUUUUUUUAAUUUUAGAUGGAUGUCAAAUUGAUCUUCUUGAGAUUGCUAAUAGCUAGAAAGAGACUCUCUCUUUGUGGUUUUAAUUUUCCUGCAAUUUUUUUUUUUUAAAUAUCAUCAAUGUAAAUUAUUUCCUCCAUUAAUCUUUAUAAAUGAUCUAUCUGCAAAAAGCUUCUUGACUAGCUUUUUUCAUCA
This is a messenger RNA of Ziziphus jujuba (common jujube), 1365 nucleotides long. Its product is annotated as ethylene-responsive transcription factor ERF027. Bases 148 to 825 code for a protein of 225 amino acids. Gene Ontology annotation, molecular function: DNA binding; DNA-binding transcription factor activity. The record is from RefSeq and is a predicted model, not a curated record. Gene Ontology annotation, biological process: regulation of DNA-templated transcription. NCBI's taxonomy places the organism in Eukaryota, Viridiplantae, Streptophyta, Magnoliopsida, Rosales, Rhamnaceae. The transcript has a single exon.